This is a messenger RNA of Vespa crabro (European hornet), 6527 nucleotides long. RefSeq lists its product as uncharacterized. Bases 2397 to 5336 code for a protein of 979 amino acids. Lineage: Eukaryota; Metazoa; Arthropoda; Insecta; Hymenoptera; Vespidae. The record is from RefSeq and is a predicted model, not a curated record. The transcript has 2 exons.
UUAAUAAUUUUUUUCUUUUCCACUUGAAUAAUUAUUUGCAAUUUAUUGUAAAAUAAUUCUUUCUUAUCGCAUUCAACGAUAGAUUCUUAAUCGAAUCUAGGCCAAUUUAUUCGAGUUGCAUCAUACAAAGAAUUUCUUUCUAAAUGCUCCUAAUUGUCUAUUAUUAUGUAUUAUUGUUCAUAUCAAAUUCAAAUAAUAUGAUAAUUAGCUUCGGUAAUCAAUUUCGAGGCGUCCUUUUAUCGGAUAUAAAUGGAGAUUCGAAGGGAUCAUUUUUGCAAGAGGUAAAAGGGGAAGAGAGAUAUCAAAGGACCCUUCUCUUCUCAUUACGGUCGGUAUAUAAACGUCCAUUAGUCGUUGUCCCGCGUUUACGGACUUUCGAAUGCAAUUCUUCAAAUUUAAUUCUCAGUUAAUAGUAUGUAUCGGUAGAAAUCAGUGGCCUAUGUGAAAUAUCGUAAAACGGAAAGGAGGAACUGUUCCUGACCUCUCUCCCUCUCUCUCUCUCCCUCUCUGUCUCUCUCUCUCUCUCUCUCUCUCUCUCUCUCUCUCUCUCGAUUUUUCCAAGAUUCCAAAAGUAUGUAGGAGCAAGGUUGAAAGAGAGAUUUCAAUCUCGUCCGUUUAUAGCUUCCUGUAAAUUCCUCGAUCCAUCGUUAGCGCGUAAAAUACGGGUCAACAGAGAAGAGAUCAAACGUGGAAAAUGCAUCGUAGCUCGUCUGAUUUCUCUCAUGACCAGAAGCCCAGAGAUUGCAUCUUUAGAAUUAUCGUACAAUUCUCUCUUUUUUGUCUUUUUCUCCGUUAUUCAUGCGAGAUGGAAUAUGUGAAAAAUUGAGAGAAAUAGAAUAUGUAUAGUAAAUUGCGACGAUUCUAUAUACAUAUAAAUAUAUUGUUUAACGAUGUCAGCGUUGAGGGGUUGUUACGCUUUGUCUCGGCGUCACAAGUAUUGAUCUCCACGGAGCGACUAUGCGAAUGAAGUAUAUGCGUCUCUCCGAAAAAUUUCGGAAAUAGAUUUUUAUCUCUCUCUCUCUCUCUCUCUCUCUCUCUCUCUCUCUCUCUCUCUCUCUCUCUUUCGUUCAUUCUUCUUUUCUUUCUUCAACAGGCUAUUUAUUAUUCCACCCUCGUUUUGUCACGUUGACGUUUUUUCACGAGCUAGAUCGUACGAGUUAUCUAAUAUAUGCGUACGUGCAUGUGCCUGUCCAUUAGAAAAAUUUCUAUUACGUAAUCUGCAGGUACAUUCAAAUGUUGCGACCUUUUCUUUAGAUUUUCACCCAAAAAUCUUUCAAUACGUAGAACGAUUCGUUAGUUCGAUCUGAGAUAGAUUCUUUCUUUCUUUCUUUCGGAGAAUUUCAAAUUCUCUUUUCGUUUAUUUCCUCGCUUUCGUCGUUCCUUCAUCGUUCCUCUCACUCUAUAUAUAUAUAUAUAUAUAUAUAUAUAUAUAUAUAUAUAUAUAUAUAUAUAUAUUUCUCUCCCCUAUUGGAAUCCCGCCGCGUCAAGGGUCUCGCACCAAUGCGUUGGAGCACUUAACGUAAAACACAUUAGCAUAUUCGGUGGACCCUGAAUUUUGCUGUUGCUGCAAGUCAAUUAACAAAGUCAGGUGGUUCGACCGAAACUAGUUUAUUAUACUGUACGUAUUCCCUUUGAUAUCACGCGUGUACGUGUACAAAUAUAUAUUUCAUCUUCGUCGCGCCCAGAACGACGCAUGUAUGUGUAUUUUCUCCCAACGACGAAUAAAAUAUCUUAAAAAUAAUAAAGUCGCUAAUUCGUACUUGAUCGAUAUCCGACAAUGAGUAUCGAUUAUUUACAGUUGGACGUUUUAAUUUCACAACGGUAACGGUGCAAGCUUCGGAGCAUCGCAUGUUGCUCGAUCGGAUAGAAUAAUGGGGAAAGAUCAAUCGUACGUACAUAACAUCUCUCCAACGACAGACAACUAAUUUUGCCGAUAGAAAUAUAUUAGGCUGCAAGGAGGAGUCAAAGGAUAACCUUUCCUCGCAAUUAUCCUAUUAUUGACGUUCAACAAAAGGAUCUCCUCCUCCUCCAUCGUUGAAACAAUUUAGAAAAUCACGUUUCCUAAUAAAUGGCUUUCUCCUUUUUUGCUUUUCGAUGAAAAAUUGAGAAAGGAAAUUCGAUUUUUAUGAGUACGCGUUAUGACAAUUGUUAAAAUUUCAAGGAAAGAAAAAAAUAGAGACGCUUAGACCCCUCACAUUAUACACUCCGUAAAUGAAACUCCGUGUCAGAUCCGAGGAUCUAACGAGCGUGGAAUCAUUAGUCGAUAAGAUAAAAAGGAAUUCGAUGAAUUCAUAGGCCUUCGAUCUUGAUGGGUGAAGAAACGUUUGUACGUCCUCGUAACCCGAAGAGAUCUAUUAGGGAAUGAUUCGUGGUAGGUAUCAUGGGAGGUUGACGCGAUGGAGGAGAUCAUCAAGUACACGAUCAAAUGUUUACUCAAUGACGGACUGCUUGGCUGCUUCGUCAAUUCGAUCAUUUUGAAUAAUAGAUUGAUCAAGAUAUGCCAAGAAUUGGAUGCCUUGGGUUUCGAUUCGAACGUCUUUAAUAAUUUCUAUUUUUCGAGGGGACAUUGUGAGAAAGAUUGCGUGUUAUUAGAGAAAGGAAGAAGAAGAAGAGGAGGAGAAAAAAUGAGAAAAAAAGAGGAGGAGGCAAAGAGUCGAGAAGAUUUUUCUCUUGAUCUUAGGGCAGAAGUUAUUUUAGGAAGUAAGAAAGCAUCUGCAGGAUCCAUCUAUCCGUUGAACGGAAGUGCUUGUAAAAGAGCAGCUACUUAUGAUUCUCCUAGCAACGAAAAAAUCGAUCGUAACGAACGUAUGAAAUCGCAGGGCACCUUCGAAUCAACCCUGGACCAUUAUUCCUGUCGAUUGGAAAAUUCUUCCAACUUGUCCGACGCGGUACGCUACGCGAAUGGGAAUGAUAGUAACGCCGAUAGGAAAGUCAAAGGGAAAAAAUGUCGAAGUUUAUUUGUGCCGUGGGACUGUCGUCGUCGUCGUCGUCGUCGUCGUCGUCGUCGUCGUCGUCGUCGUUGUUGUUGUCGUUGUUGUCGUUGUUGUCGUUGUUGCCGUCGUUGCUCGAUGUCGUUAAAGCCACGGAUGAGAAGACAACGUCGUUUAUCUUUGCCCUUUAAAGCCGACGAUGUGACGAGGGAGAUUUUCAAGGUCGAUCCAACUCUUUUCCUCUCAGGCGAAUCCUACUUGAUUGCGGCUAAAAGAAAAUUCGAAAUGGGAAUACUGAGCGUUUGUUCCUGCCUUAACGACGUCGUUCGAAAAAUAUUCGGCGAAACUUCUAUCGUGGAGCUACGUUUGAUUUUGGACAUUCGUAAAGAUUACAUCACCUUCAAAUUGACAGGUAGAAGAAGUCAGGAGGCGAGGUCCUGUCUCUUGUUUGCGAAUCGAGUCCGAGUACCGAUCCGUCAAAGCGUGCACAGGCGUGACGUCGGGGUUAUUACCAAAGGCGAUAUUGGCCUGAUCGACCAAGGUAUAAUAUUGAACAUCGACGAGAAUAUAAAGGAAAAGGAUGAUUCAUCAUCGAUCGAAGGAAAAGAAGAGGAUGAUGAGGUGAAAGGGAAAAGGAAGGUCUUAACGGAGAAUAUCAGUGACGAUUGUACGACAAGUAAACGACUCGAUGUUGAUCCUACGUGUCUUUCGAACGAAGAAAUUUUAUUCGAUCGAACUGUCUUCUGUCGUCCUUCUUGCGAGACUCCGAUCGUCCUGUCCCGUCAUCGGUCGAUCGACGAAAACGCGAAUAUUUUGAAUCCUUGUUCGUCGAAUAUUUCCAAGAACAAGGAUGACACGUUGAAUUUGACAAAGUCAUCAAAGAAAGAGGAAGAGGAAGAGGAAGAGGAAGAGGAAGAGGAAGAGGAAGAGGAAUUGAGCGAAGACGUUUGCGCCCAAAGGCUUUGCAGUUUGGUAACCAAAGAUGAGAUCGUUCGUACGAUCGAGACGAGAGAUGAAAAGGAAGAAAUCGUUAUUAGCAGUUCGAUGAGCAUGGACAGUUUAACGAGGAGGAAACAAGUAUUACUUUCUAAAGAAGUAGCGAACCUCGAUUGCGACUCGAGAUGUUCCUGCCGUUCGAAAGUUUCUUCAUUUUCGUACGUGGGACGAAAAAGCGAGGAAAAGCUUCAAGGUGCGUUGGGAGACGAGAUCGAACGAGUGGAGAAUUCAUCCAUGAUUGGUGAAAAGGAUAUUCGAAGGGAGCAAGAUCGCGGGAUUCAACUCUGUCCGAUCGAAAAAAGAGAAAACCAUAGGGAGGAUCAUAGGGACUUUGUAUCGUUGUCGAUUCAAACGUCAAGAACGAGGUAUUGCGCGAACGCUAGUUCGACCGUUAUCGUUGCCGCCGGUGGCAAGAGGAAAAGAAGGAAGGGAUCAGGAUCGCGAACGAAAGUAAGAGAAGGGCGACUUCGCGAUAAAGAGUCGUCGAGAACGACUCUUUAUUUUAAAAUGCCGAGGAGGAAAGAGGAGGUUGGAUAUUUAGAAAGCGAUUGCGAGAAACGCUUCAUCCUGGGAAAAUAUAAGAAUCGUUUGCCGUACGUUUGUACCUGUAGGAAAUGUUUCUACAAUCGAAAGCGAACGGAGCCAUGGAUCUCGAGAAUAGAAAAUUACGUUGGCUUUCGAGAUUCGAACUUGUUUUCAAAGAGUUUCUACGGCGGGAGGAGAUCCAUUGGCCGGCUUAGAAACAUGCUCCGCGCGAAUUUACGAAGAUUAAUGCAGAGGGGUAAAGCCGAGGUAAACGUCGAGGGGACCGCCGAUCGCUCCGGAGGACCGUCGAGGAAGGAACUUUGUCGAAGGGGAGAAAACGGAAGAGAUAGGAAAGGAACGAAAGAUGGAUCUCCGUUCUCAAACGGUCGAACUCCAAACUAUUUCGAUCGUAUUGCGAUUUACGAUUUACGAUCGUCCUUCGACGAUCGUUCCUCGAAAGAUCGCCGAUCGACGAUCCAUUCCCUAUCGAAAUUCAAAGAAGGAUCGCCAACUCGCCGGGAUUAUUUAUAUAUACCGAUUGGUCCACGACGAUCGAACAAAGGAAGUAUUAAACUCGUCGACGGAUUUACGUCUCGUUCUCGUAAUCGCGAUCUCGUUGGCACGACGAAAUUCCUUUCGGAGAUGAAAAGAAAUUUCAUGGACGUAGAAAGUGGAAGAAAAUCUAAGGAGAUACGAAAGACGUCAUGCGAAAAUAGAAAAGAACUUUUUUCGUACGAACGAUUCGUCAACGAUUACGAGAAACCUAUCAGCGAUCUUGGUUUAGAUUUUCGAUACAAGUUGGAACAAUAUGUCGCGCUAUGUAAGAACAUUAGAUAUUCUUUUUUGGGUAAUGGGAAAGGGGAGGAUGUUAGAACCAAACAAUAAAUUCUUAUUUGGCCUCGCACGAACGAGGUUGAUAACUUGCUCGUUAUUCGAGGAUGGAAGGGAAAAUUGUUUAAUGAUACAACCGAGUACGUAUGACGGGGAAUAUUAGUUUUAAUUUGUUUUUUUUUUCUUUUUUCUCUCGACUCUUCAAUCCUAUCGAUUUAGAAACAACUGAAUUGAUAUUACGUACGAACCGAGGUAGAGAAUUGGGAAUACAACGGAAUAAUAUUCGCGAUAUUAUUCGUCCGAGGAGGACGAGAAGAUAGUGAAAUUCGAGUUAUUCGGGUCAUAGGAUUGCCGGUGGUGCGAGGAUAAAGAAUGACAGAGCUACCAUUCAGAGAACAGCAGGCAGCCUCUGGAGCAGAUCGAUAUUUCCUGGCAACCGUGGAGAGGGUGCCCACGCCGCGACCGCUUUACCCUCUGUUUGUAACAAUGCGAGUCGGCUUCUAACGUCUAGCGAUGGAUUUGAGCCAACGCACCGAUAGACAACAUUCAUCUUAAUUUCGUCGACCACCAAAAACAUAUCUUUACUUACUCCCUAUCGAUUCCUUUUCUCACCUUUGACCAAUUAUAUUGUAUUAUAUUAUCGAGCGGUUAAGUAAAAUGUCCUUGCUCCUUCAUCUUAUUUAUUUUUUUAAUUUUAAGAACGAGAUAAUAAAGAGAAAUUAGAGAGGAGUAUGACGUGUUCCAUAUACGACUUGAAAUAAAUCCGUUCGGAAGAAAUUUUUUCGUUCCGGGAGAGAGAGAGAGAGAGAGAGAGAGAGAGAGAGAAGACCAACGAGUAUAUUUUCAUUAAAAUACGACGAUCUUCCUUUUGAGAGACCUACGGUAUUUGCAUAAAGAAACGUUGAAAUUAAUUCGCAAGGGCUCGUAAUAUUUGUCAAUGAUAACGAGAGCUUGCUUCGAUCUCGUCUCAACUCUUAGUUAAUAUCCUUUUGCGAAACCACUUCGAUCUCAACCGAUUAUUCAACGUAAAAUAGUAACUUUAAGAUAGCAAAAGGUAGAAAUAUAUUUAUGACAAUAUCGUAUGUUCGAUGGAAAGCUUCGAGCUUGACCUUGUUAUAUUUGACAAAUAUCAUAGAGAAAGCUAAUCACCGGCGGAUAAGGAUUAAAUAUCGAAAAAAUCACGAGCUAAGGAAGAGACAGUUGGACGAUCGGAGCUCGAUUCAAGGUACGAUCGUUGAACGUCGU